Messenger RNA from Pocillopora damicornis (cauliflower coral), 4179 nucleotides. RefSeq lists its product as uncharacterized. The record is from RefSeq and is a predicted model, not a curated record. Gene Ontology annotation, biological process: small GTPase-mediated signal transduction. Gene Ontology annotation, molecular function: GTP binding; GTPase activity. Lineage: Eukaryota; Metazoa; Cnidaria; Anthozoa; Scleractinia; Pocilloporidae.
GGCGCGCCGAAGGAGUGCUCUACCAGUGAUUUCCGAGCCAAUGUUGGAUCCAAAACGCCUAGAGGCCUUGCUGGAAGAUGAAUCGAGACGAAGGAACUCUACCAACUCAAUGCAUUUGCUUUGGUUAAAGAGCGUGAUUCUUUUCAAGCUUAUCACAGAAAUUGUGCAUUCAAGAAUACCUGUAUCCUCUGUUAAAAAGCGUCUUGUAGGAUGAUUCAAACAAAGUUAGGUGAAGCUAAAUCUGUGAUAAGUAUGGCCAUACGUUUCGCAUGAGGAGCAGUGAAUGGUUUGAAAUAGAGAACUCACGAAAAACACUUAUCCAAAACUGAACUAAUCUUGCGUAAGAAGGCCUCGGAAUUUGUUCGUUUAGGUGUUAAAUGAUUAUAAAAGAUCAACAGAACAUACCAAACUAGAAAGAGUUAAAGGUUGUCUAAAAAUAGUCCAAGCGUAGCGGGAGGUGUAGUUUCGCUUAAUGCCAUACUCUGUGUGUAGUUCCGUUUCAUUUUUCCUGUCUUGUGUCAUUUCAAGUGCUUUGCAAAUAUGGAAACAGAAGAAUGCUGUAUAAGUCUUAUGUAUUUAUCCACACAACCGGAUUUGCGUGCAGCCUUCCAACACAGCCGAACUGUUUCUACCAGCAAUGGUGAAAGAGUCGAGGCAGCUUCGGUGUAAAUUGAUAAUAAUCCAUUUGUCGCAUAAACUGCACGAAUAUCAGUAACUUACGCGUCGCUCAGUGAGGUAAACCACCAAAAAGAUUAACAAUGCAUCAAUCUGGCCUUUGAGAGCAGUUUUAACGGGAUAAUUGUUCCACACUGUCUUCGUGACCAUAGGCCUAUUUAAAUACAGUCAGUUCCAGAAAAUUCGUUCCCUGCAUGACAAGAAGGCGUGCUAUACGUUUACAAUGGCACUCCAAACCUUAACAUGUUUCAACCCACUAGCUAUAAGUUUUUGUAUUAGUGACAACCUUUGUUUUGGUUGAAAAGGUCUAAUACUUCAUCCUUAAAACUUUACUAAUAUUUAUGACUGAAGAAAUACCUUGCCGUAGCUCUAAUAUAUUCCCUGAGUUGAGUUAUUUAAGAGACAAACAAAUUUUGGUAUCUAAUGGAAACCUGUGCGGGGGCAGAUGUUUUUAAAACUGAGUAAAUCUAGAAUAUUGGCUCGAUUAAACCCUUUGUGUAUGUUACUGAUUGUUAUGUAGAUGUCAAUUUUAUAAAUGAUUAUCAGCUGCACAACACUGAUUGAUUUUGCCUCAGGAAUCUAUAUAAUUUCUAAUUGAAUGCAGAGGACUCAUUUACAAAAAUUUAAAAACCGGUGAGCAUGCAUUUUUUGUGUUAAUUGAUAAUCCUGCAUAUAUCUAAUAAAACGGCUUGUUGAUCUCUCGACGAAAAUGCACGAAACUAAUAAGAAAACUUCAAGGCUAAUGAUUGUCUUCAGUUCGCAAAGGUCUGCACUUGAAUUCUGUUUCAAUUUGAAGCUAAGUGGAGCCCAACACUUAUGGGAAACAGUAUGUCAACAGGCAGUUCUGCGUCGGCGAUCGUCGACGAAAAUUAAGGCUGCUGAUUUGAUGUCAGGAACGAGCCGAAGGGCUUCGAGAUUCUUCAUUGCAUUCCAAAUCCUAAAGCAUUUUAGAUUGAAAAAAAAAACUUCCAAAUUAAAAGCGCAUGUUCUUGAAUUCACCGAAUUUAACGCCAAUGUGUGUUGUUGUUUACAAAGUUGAUAGAACAUACGAUGGUUAGCUUUGAAUGGAAGUACUUAACGCACUCUUGAUAUACAUUCUUACUUUCCGUAAACUGAAAAGAUAAUGAUGUGAAUAAUACGCCAGCUUUGCACUCCACUGAUCUCGCUCGUUUCCCUUUGUGGUUUUUACAAAAGAAUAUAUUGACCAUUGUAAUCAGUGAAAGCUUUUAUAUAAAAUAAUCGAAUAUCGGACCUUGCGUCAUUAUAGAAAGCGGGAAGUAGGCGGAGAUCAUGAUAAUUUAGGUACGAAACAAAUCAAAAUGUUUUGUGCGCGAUCUUAUUUAAAAUGAUUUCGCUGGAUUGUAGAAAGUUUUGGUUAUAGAAAACGGGAAGUAGGCGGAGAUCAUGAUAAUUUAGGCAAAAUUCAGGAGGUCUGGGUUCCAGUCCUGGUUAUUUCGUUGUGUUCUUUGAAAAGACGAUUUACCGGUUACCCGCACAAUGCUGUGAGCUUCGAGGAACAGAUAAUGUCCACGAGCAUAUUUUCGCGCCAAAUCGAGGCUACUGUUUAUAUAAACGGCUUAAGAAAGGAAAAAAAAAGAUCUUACAGUACAACCGUAAUCAAGAUGGUUUCAAAAUGGUUGACGAAGGAUGAAUAAUCGUUAUUUUAAUUGGAUGAAUUCUAUUGUACACAUUAGGCUGACGAAAGAAUAACAAUGCAGAUUUGUUUUUCACAAAGCCUGACUUAAUCAAAUCUCACAGGUGACCAAUGAGCAACUUCUCUUUACAAUAUCACUAAAUUAUCUUGCAACCAGGUAAUAAGAAGUAGCAAAAUUAUCAGCAAGAGUGUUUUUCUUGAUGUAACCUGAGCAUAUGUUAAUCUUGAUGAAAUUGUAAGGCGACUUGGAGCUGAGAAUUCGGAGUCAGAUUUUGAAAUUAAACUUAGAACUAAACAGGCGUUUUCCUAAAAACAAUUUGGGCUUUCCCUAAAUGUAAUGCAUCUGAUCUCCAUAAAUUUGUAUCUAGUACCAGAAGAAAUGUAAACACUCCCGAUAGCAAGACAUUGAAUUAAUCAAUUUACCAGAAAGUUCGUAAAAGUACGGAACACUCGAGAGAUCGAAUAAAGUCAAAUUUUAAAGCAAGCUCUGACGAGUAAAGAAUUUUGACUGAUUGCCCACUUUAUUAAAUACAGCUUCACCAGUAGGUUAACUAUUGAAGUUGGAAAAUAAUGAUUAAUAUAAACGCAACCGGCAAAACACAGGUGUUUCUUAUAAGAAUUAAUUUGCAUACGUGCCAAAGUUUGAAAACAUGACAAUAAAAUGCGCUUUUAAGAAGCUAGUUAAAAGACAGGACAUCUAAUUCAGGCGACUGUUCCUUUUCGAAGAGAAAACGAAUUCGUGUAAACAAUCAAGUUGGUUUUUAAGCAUGGGCGAAUCCUAGCCGAAAGACAUCACAAAUGUUCCUCUCAGCUCAUAGAUGAAACACCACAGAAACAGGAAGAAAAAAAGAUCGUUCAGCCUACCAGCUGUUUCUUUCUUCAAGAGUCAACAACUCAAUGACUCAUUGGAUGCGAACUCAAACGAAGAGGGAGGCUUGGAGAAUUCAGGUCAAACAGAGAGGUACAAGUUAUGCGUCGUUGGCGACAGUGAGUGCGGAAAGACGAGUCUGCUGAAUGCACUCGUUAGAAGUGAUUUUGAAGCAGAAGAAUCUUGCAUUUUUGGCGAAUGCGUGGCAGAUAUCACCACAGAAGAAAAUAGAAUAGAAGUUAUGCUUUGGGAAAUAUCAGGCCUAGAGGACUUUGACAGCAUCAGAAAGGAGAUGUAUCGGGACUCUGACGUCAUUCUCAUUUGUUUUGAUAUUGGUCAUCCCCCAUCAUUAACAAGCGUCGUUGAGAAGUGGGUUCCCGAGAUCAGUAACGUAUGCCCAGGAGUUCCCUACUUGUUGAUUGGCUGUAAGAAUGACUUGCGCACUGACGCGGCUCUGCAGCUCUAUCUGACCGUGCCGGGUCAGGAGUCUGAGGAGAGUGACAGCAUCAACAGACUCCAGGCUAUUUCAGUUGCACAGUCUAUCGCCGCACGUGAUUAUGUGGAAUGCUGCGCCAAAACACGCUGGAAUGUUAAAGAAGUGUUCAAGAGUGCUGCCGUUGCUAUUCUGCAUAAGGACGACGGGAAAGCUCCGGAAGAUACAAACAAAUCUCAAUCGGUACUUCGAAGAUUUUCGUGGUUCCAUCGGAGAUCUUUGGGAUCUGAUGUAAAUGACUGCAACACCGUUGCUCGUUCAGUUUCAGGUAGUCGGCGACGUUCCCUGUUUUCAACAAGCUAACAGGGAAGUUCUCGACCUAAAGAUCCUGAUGUAUUGUUCGAGUCAUUUGGGGCGGUCAUCUUUUUUCUUCACGUCAUCCAGGAAAAGUGGAUAACGUCGCUUCAACUUUUGAGGUCGAUGAUUUUUCAAAUGAAUCAAUUUGAAACCCAGAGUUCUAUGAUUUCCAGACGGUAGGAUAUCAAUAAU